AUGGAGAAGAAAUGUACCGACAUUGAGAUCCGAGUUGAGGAGCCAAAAGACAUGUGUUAUCCAAAAGCUAUGCCGCCUGUUUUGGAUCAGUCGUUUGUUACUAGGACGAAGCGUAAGCUUACCACUGUCGAUGGAUGGUUUGGGAGAUACGAUUAUCGCGCUUUUUGCUUGCCUCGUCUUCCCUUUAUCAAACAAAGAAACAACACCUCCCCAUUCUAUGGUCCUAAUGACCCCAUUCCAAUAUUCCUUGCCCUUAUCAUGGGGCUACAACAUUUCCUCACCGUGAUUGGCGGCCUUAUCACUCCAACAAUCCUUAUCUCAGGAGCCGGCAGCAAUGCUCUCAAUCUUGACCAAGAAACCAGGCAGUACAUGAUAUCAGCGUCGUUGAUUGUUUCAGGGUUGAUGAGCUUGCUACAGAUUAUCCGCGUCAAGAUACCAAAGACACGCUUCUACAUUGGUGCAGGUCUACUUCAGAUCACAGGCGUUUCAUUUGCCAAUCUUCCUGCAGCUCAGGCAUUGAUCAGCAACAUGUACAAGAGUGGUGUAUGUCCUACUCAAGUAUUGGAUGAUGGCACGACUGAAUAUCUUCCAUGCCCUGACGCCUAUGGUGCUAUCCUCGGCACACAAAUGAUUUGCGCGUUGCUUACGAUUGGUAUCAGUUUCCUACCGCCACGCGUGAUCCGCAAGCUAUUCCCAAAGAUUGUGACAGGAAUUGUUCUUUUGGUGAUUGGAAGCUCUUUGUUGACCACUGGAAUGGAAAAUUGGGCUGGUGGAACAGGUCCUUGCAUGUCACGUCCCACUACAGGCGACUAUGUAUUAUGUCCCAACAAUGCAGCUCCACAUGCCCAAGCUUGGGGUAAUCCCGUCAACUUUGCUCUAGGCGCCUCUGUAUUCUUUACUAUCAUCUUCAUCGAAUUGGCGGGAUCGAUCUUCCUCAAGAACAUAUCCGUCGUACUUGGAUUGGUGGUUGGAUGUAUCAUUGCUGCUGCCAUUGGCAUGUUUGACAGCUCAAGUAUUGAAGCUGCCCCUGCUGCGACUUUUCUUUGGGUCAAAACGUUCAAACUAUCAGUGUAUGGACCCGGCAUCAUUCCAUUUUUAUUCGUGUACCUUGAUAUGAGCAUUGAGUGCCUUGGUGAUUUGACUGCAGCAUGUGAUGUAUCAGGAAUGGAGAUCCAAGGUCCUGUCUUUGAGCAACGUUGUCAAGGGGCUUUACUUGCCGAUGGCUUAUCAGGUGUCUUUUCGGGUUUGGCAACAAGCAUGGGCGUCGUUACUUUUAGUCAAAACAAUGGUGUGAUUGCUGUCACUCGCUGUGCCAAUCGUUAUGCAGGCGUUGUUUGUGCGGUGUUGAUGAUCCUAUUUGGUGUCUUUUCCAAAAUCUCGGCGGCAUUUUUGGCUAUACCAUCACCAUUGAUUGGAGGCAUGUCUGUAUUCCUAUUUGCAUCAGUCGCUACUUCAGGAAUUCGUAUCCUUGGAUACCUUGAUUGGACACGUCGUGAUCGUGUGGUCAUAGCAGCUUCCCUCGCUCUCGCUCUUGGUGUCUCGCUUGUCCCUGAUUGGUUUACCUAUGUAAUGCCCACUGUUGAAAACUCGGCUCUGCAAGGUUUUUACGAUGCUAUUUCCACGGUCGUUGGAACUGGGUAUAUAAUGGGAGGCAUCCUAUCCAUCCUGCUCAACCUCGUUUUACCUCACGAAGAGGACAUUGGUCAAGAGGAAAAACAAGUCGUCGGUGGUGCUGGUCGAAUGUUUAUGGAUGAAGAGGCAGGAACUAUUUACACCAAAGAUAAUAUCGAUCAGCGUCAAGAGCAUUAA
Molecule: messenger RNA, 1809 nt
Organism: Lichtheimia ornata
Lineage: Eukaryota; Fungi; Mucoromycota; Mucoromycetes; Mucorales; Lichtheimiaceae
Exons: 6
Coding region: 1-1809 (602 amino acids)
Biological process (GO): xanthine transport; transmembrane transport
Cellular component (GO): membrane; fungal-type vacuole
Molecular function (GO): xanthine transmembrane transporter activity
Source: RefSeq, a predicted model, not a curated record